Debaryomyces fabryi is the source of this 1776-nucleotide messenger RNA. RefSeq names its product Aft2p (gene AFT2). Gene Ontology annotation, molecular function: DNA-binding transcription factor activity, RNA polymerase II-specific. The coding region runs from base 1 to 1776 and encodes 591 amino acids. The transcript has a single exon. Lineage: Eukaryota; Fungi; Ascomycota; Pichiomycetes; Serinales; Debaryomycetaceae. The record is from RefSeq and is a predicted model, not a curated record.
AUGACUGUUUCAAUUCAUCUACAGCAUUCAUUGAGUGACCUAGAUCUCGAUUCACAACGAUUCACAAAUAAGGAUGAUAUAAAACCUUGGUUACAGAAUUAUUUAUUGCAUAAGAAGGGAAUACAUGUUGUAAUUGCACGGUCUGAUGCAAACAAGAUUGUAUUUAGGUGUAAAUCAGGUAAAAAUAAAGAAUCAGCAGAGAAAGUCAGUAUAGGUUCAAGGCGCCAAAUAACAUGCCCCUUCAAGAUAAGAGCAAAUUACUCUAUAAGAAACCAUGUAUGGACUUUGGUUGUUAUGAAUGAAAACCAUGACCAUCAAUUGGAUAAUUUUGGCUUAGUACACCAAAGUAAACUUGCAUAUUUGUUUAAUCAUAAAAAUGAUGAAUCUGGAAUUCUUUCGCUGGGGUCCGACGAUACAUCAGCAGCAGCAUUGACAGGUACUUCGAAAAAUGGUACGUCCUCAGAUGUAUUCAGCUCGUUUAUUCGCUCGUCGGAAAUGGCUUCGCCAAACGAUGUACACAGCAACCAUAAUCUAGCCCUGUCAAUUGAGUUGAAAGAUACAGUCACGUCGAAAGACAAUAGUGAUAGUGAAAAAGUGGUUAAUACAUUUGAGGAACAGGAGAGUAAAAAAAGGAAAGUACCUAGGAGGCAUAUCACUAACAGGAAAAAAUCUAAAAGUAAUAAUAAUUCAAUACAUGAUGAAAGCCAUGAGUCAAUUCAAGAAAAAUCUAGCAAGGAGGUAGUUGAUGAUCUUAGUGAGCAAGUGAAUACAUUAAUAUCUAAUUCAAUUAUCAAUAACCAAGACUUCAUUGAUAAGGAAAAGUCCAUGAUGAUAAAAUCGUUUUUCUCACGCUUCAUUAGUGACUAUAAAACUAUUAUCAAUACUGUGGCAAAUCAACAAAAAAUGGCACUAAAUACUUGGUUCAGCACCCCAAAUUCUGCUCAAACUCAUCUAAAUUCGCAUCCAAACACUAAUUUAAUCCCGUUAUCUCCCUUGCUAAAUGAUACAGAUACAGAGUAUACAAACGCUACACCAAAUAAUAGCAAUAACCAAUCUAUUGACAACUUGACACAUCUUCCCAAUAUGUCGUUAGGAUCAUCACUCAUAACAAACGUAGGGGCUCCAGGCAACGCAGGCCCGUCAAGCUCCAAUGCAAGCAAUAAUUUUAACAAUUUUAUUGUUCCCCCACAAAUGCAGUUGCUGCAAAUUCAGAACCAGAACCAACAAUUGCCCUCUUUCAAUACUAUUCAAAAUCAACUUCCACUUUCACCCAAUUCGUUGGCUAAUAAUUCGACUGCUUCUUUGUUUAUGAAUAAUUUUAAUAGUGCAAAUUUGAAUUCAAGCACAUCAUCAUUAAUACCACCCAUAAACAACACAAAUACCAAUACUACCUUAAACCCUUCCCAUCUAUUAAAAUCUUCCAAUAAUAAAAAUAAUGCAUUGAAUAAUCACAUGAACCUGUCCACAUCAAGCAACAGACUAAGUCGUAAUAAAAAUAAACAAAACAAUUCAUUAAACCUACUUGGUAAUAGUAUAACACUGACAAUCACGGCAAAUAACAAUUCUCUAAAUAAUUCUACGGCUAAUUAUGGUGGUUUAUCAUCCCCAAAUAAUAAUAUCAUUAAUUCAAGUAUCCAGAAUAAUUCGAACAACACAGCAUUUUAUAACAAGGAGCUAUUAUCUGGGAAUCCAAGCAGCAUUCCACAAAACUCUACAACAUCAAAUGCUUCUGGUACUCUUAAUCAUAUUGCAAGUUUGAAUGAUAAUGGAUGGUAA